Ilyonectria robusta is the source of this 921-nucleotide messenger RNA. RefSeq lists its product as uncharacterized. The transcript is spliced from 2 exons. The record is from RefSeq and is a predicted model, not a curated record. The coding region runs from base 383 to 802 and encodes 139 amino acids. Lineage: Eukaryota; Fungi; Ascomycota; Sordariomycetes; Hypocreales; Nectriaceae.
UGCUACUGCUGACGUGGUGUUUAUGUGUGUUCACAUAACCCUCAUCAAUUCAAUUUCACUCCAAUGGCUCAACAGACAAGACGCUCUGCCUCGGCGAGUACUGAACCUGAACCUCUUAUCGGUUUCCCUUCCAGUAGACUCUGCUUCCUGCCCAAAGAGAUCUUUGGUAUAGAGACACGUGUCUUUGACCAUGAAGCUGCUCAGCCUGAUGCAAACCCAGACCUCACCGUCUGGGCCCUAAUGAAUGCACUCAAACACUGUUCGACUCGAGUGCUUCCGAUCCUCGAGCUCAAUAAGGUUAGUCUCUUGGUCCUUGCCCCGGUCUGCUCUGUAAUAACCUAUACAGCCGGUCCGAGAGUUAGAGCUCCGAUCCCGGUAUGAUAUGCGGAGUCUGAAGCAGAACCCCUACGUCUUGAACUUCAGUCGCAGUCAGAACUGUGAUGCGAUGAUCCGCCAUCUCAUGGGAGACGAGCGGGAGGCGCAGGACUGUUGUACUAGGUGUGCUCAGAAGAAAGGCGCCCUUAUUGGCUGUAUCGUAGCUGAGGGCUCUACAAUCUGUGGUAAUUGUGACUGGAAUCGAUCAGGGCUUGGAUGUUCUCUUGCUUCUCAUUCUGAAUCACCCAAACCAUCUACGAAGCGCAAAGCGGUUGAAUCUGAUGAUAGUGAGGAUGGCCGAGAUCUCUUUGAUGAGCUCGAGCCUGACGAAAAAGAUGCAUUUCGGGAGGUCAUGAAGAUCUUUACUAGAGCCUUAAAGCGGAGGUCAAAAAGAGCUCGCCAGUCAAGGUCAUCAAGAAAGAAAUAAAUCGCGAUGCAGGUCUCCCUUUGUUUCAUGUAAUCUUAGGAUAUGGCGUAGGAGGAACUAAUGGAUUGAUACCCCUCCUUCUCUUUAAGUAUAACUCAGAAAUACGUAAUGACUUCACC